UUCCCAGUGUGUUCACUGGUCGGAGGCUCCACACGGGACAGCUGAGCUACUUGCAAUGAUAUCCAAGCCCGUUGCCUGGGCUGUUCGUGGCAGUGCGAGGUGCUGGCGACUCCGUGCUGUCUUUAAAGCAGCUCUCGAGGCCACGGGCGUCAACGGUCGACGCUGGUACUCCACCCCGGUCCGUGACGGUGUCUCUGGUAUGGAGGAGAUACUGGCGAGGGUCGUCGUACCUUUAGCUUCAUACGAAACAAGAGACAAAUGCCCCCCUCCUCCCGAAUCCAACAGCUUGGAGUUCAUGCACUUUUACAGAAGUCUCGACAAGGAAGAUAAAGUCGAUUUCCUCACAAAACUGUCCCAAGAUUACGGAGUGGAUCACAAAAGUAUUUCGGAGCUCGCUGUGAAGCUUUUGGACAUCCAGUUACGGGACUUAGCGACCAUUUUGCAAGUAGAAGACCGGCUCCGGUACGGUUUGACCCCCCGGUAUAAACAGUUUUUAAGUCAUAUAAGCAAAGCAGAAGGCGGGGUAAAGUUUCUGGUGGAUCUUCGAGCUGAUGUGCUUGACAUAAUUGCAGCCAAAGCUAGCGAGAGCCCACAUAUCAGGGACCUAAAUGGUACUUUGAAGAGCUUGCUGUCUGAGUGGUUCUCUGUUGGUCUGCUUCGACUGGAGAGAAUCACCUGGCAGUCCCCCUGCGAGAUCCUGCAAAAGAUCAGCCAGUAUGAGGCGGUGCAUCCUAUAAGGAACUGGAGCGACCUGAAGCGCCGGGUGGGACCAUACCGACGCUGCUUUGCCUUCACCCAUGCUGCCAUGCCAGGAGAACCUUUGGUUGUGCUACAUGUGGCUCUAACUGAGGACAUCUCUGAUAACAUACAGAGUAUCGUCCGUGAGUUUGCAACCCUUGACUCAGAAGAGGACGUGAAUAAAAUAAAUUCAGCCAUCUUCUACUCAAUCUCCUCAACCCAGGCUGGCCUACAAGGAGUGGAGCUGGGCAACUACCUCAUCAAGAGGGUGGUGCGAGAACUGCAGAGUGAGUUUCCCCACAUGGCCCAGUUCUCCAGUCUGUCCCCCAUCCCAGGCUUCUCCACCUGGCUUCAAGGCCUGCUGAGCCAGUACCGAAAGGAAGGCCGAGGCUUGGACCUCCUUUCUGAGCAGGAGUGGAAGGAGGUGGAACAUGCCACCGAUUCAACCCCGGGGACCACAGCCGUCGAUUCCCUCCGCAAACUUAUCAGCACCAGCGAAUGGAUGCGUUCGGAGAGGCUGUCCAAUGUCCUGGAGCCCAUCCUGAUGCGUCUCUGUGCAUGGUACCUCUACGGGGAGAAGCGGAGAGGUUACGCUCUCAACCCAGUGGCUAACUUCCACCUCCAGAACGGCGCCACCAUGUGGCGGAUCAACUGGCGUGCCGACACCAGCCCCAGGGGUGUGGCGAACUCCUGCGGCAUCAUGGUGAACUACCGAUACUUUCUGAACGAGACGUCAGAAAACGGCGCUGCUUACCUGCAGAAUAAAGUCAUCACAGCAUCGGAGCAGGUGCUGGGGUUUGUGUCCCAGUUUCAGAAAAACAGCAAACUGUGAGAAAAACAUGAAGAUACACAUUUAAUACACUUACUGUUUGGUUUUGCAAGUUUGAUUGCACUUGGUGUAUAUAACACAUUGACUGACAUAUUAUUUCACGAAGACUGUUGUUGAUAUUUGUCAUGUUUGGUCAUAUAUAUCCAAAAGCAGCAGCUUCACCACGAAGGGAUUUUCUCAAUAUUUUUUUCAUUUUAAUUUGGAACAUUUCUCACUUAAUAUAACUCACCCCAUCUGCUGUUUGCUUCUUUAGCUGUACAGCCAAAGCUUUUUGAUUUGCAGGUCAGGCUGCAGCUAAUGAAGCACAAGGCGUGUAUCAAUGCCACGGAUGUUCAUGGAUAAUGCUGUAAGCAGCCAGGGUGCUCGCCUACUGGAAUAAAUGAUGUUUUUAUUCUUACAUUUAGCUGCACUGUCUUACUGCAAACAUGUCAAAGAAUAAAAGAGAUUGACUCUUUUUCUGGAUUGAUUAGAGUCUGGAAAUAUAAUUUAAUUUUAAAUAACUAAACAUAAUUUCUUUGUGUGUGUCCCAUGUCUGUCAUAUUAUUCCGUAGACUGUGUUAACUCUAACCCAGUUAGACCAUUUUAGUUUUUUAAUUUUGGGAGGAUUUUUGCCGUCACAGACACAAUUAAAAAUUCUGUCCCGAGAUCCAUCACUGUGGUCCGGACUGCUCUGUACAGGUUCCAGGCAGGGCUCGUAGAAGCCCACAUGCCAUUGUUGUGAAAUAAUAUAUCACAGCAAGUUGACUGUGAAAUUACAUUUUGUCUCUCCAAGGAGCCAAACUUUCUUUUCAUUUUUUCCACACCCUGUAUCCCCCCCACCCUUUUUUUUUACUCAUUGCGCCACUCCGUGUCCUAGAAGCUAAUGGAGUGAGAAAUAAAGUUAAAGUAAAUGGUGAGAUUGAUGGUGUUGAGUAGUGAAGAGGGGAG
Molecule: messenger RNA, 2494 nt
Organism: Melanotaenia boesemani (Boeseman's rainbowfish)
Lineage: Eukaryota; Metazoa; Chordata; Actinopteri; Atheriniformes; Melanotaeniidae
Gene: mlycd
Product: malonyl-CoA decarboxylase
Exons: 5
Coding region: 56-1570 (504 amino acids)
Biological process (GO): positive regulation of fatty acid oxidation; fatty acid biosynthetic process; malonyl-CoA catabolic process
Cellular component (GO): mitochondrial matrix; peroxisomal matrix
Molecular function (GO): malonyl-CoA decarboxylase activity
Source: RefSeq, a predicted model, not a curated record